AUGGGAAGAGAUGCAGUGAGCGCCUUGGCAGGGGUGAUGAGCCCUUUGCUUGGCAAGCUCGGUAGCCUGAUCGAAAAGGAGUACGCCGAGCUCAGGGGCGCGAGGAAGAAGCUGGAGCAGCUCAGGAAGGAGCUCAUGGCAAUCAACCUCGCGCUGGAGAAGUACUCGGCCAUGGAGAAUCCCGACGUGCAGGCGAAGGCCUGGGCGUCGGAGAUUCGCGAGCUGGCCUACGACAUGGAGGACGCCAUAGAUCUCUUCACCUGUCGCGCCGAGCAUGAUCAGCCUGCAGCUGCCGCCAUGGGAGCCAAGAGGAUCGUCCUCAAGAUCCUUCGCAAGGCGAGGAGGAUCCACCACAGGCACAGGCUCGCCAAGCAGAUGGACCACCUUCAGGUUCUUGCCAACGAAGCGUACAUGCGACACAAGAGAUACAAGCUCGAACAAGACGACGACACGGCCUCUAGCAGCUCGUCGUCUAUGGUGAUUGAUCCUCGGUUGCCAGCGCUCUACGUGGAGGCCGAAAAGCUCAUGGGCAUCGAGGGCCCAAGCAAUGAGAUCAUCGAACAGUUGGUCGGUGGCGAGCCUGCAGGGACGAAGCAGCAGCGCAGGGUUGUAGCUGUGGUUGGAUCGGGAGGUUCAGGCAAGACCACUCUUGCCAGGCAGGUGUUCGAGAGGAUCAGCAGCCAGUUCUCCUGCGCAGCGUUCGUGUCCGUGUCUCGGAAGCCCAACGUAAGCAACAUUCUGAGGGAGUUGCUGUCUCGAAUUUGGAGCAACCACCAUGGGAGUUCUGGAGCAAUCGAUCUGUACAGUGACGAACAACUCAUCGACAGGCUAAGAGCAUGUCUCGAAAAUGAAAGGUACCUUGUUGUGAUUGAUGAUAUUUGGCAAAAGUCGGCAUGGGAAAUAAUACAGUGUGCUCUUCCUAAAAACAGCCAUGCAAAUAGAAUAAUCACAACAACACGCAUCAGAAGUGUAGCUGAAUUCUGCUGCACUUCAUGCGAGGGCUUUGUUUACCAAAUGAAACCUCUUAGCAAAAGUGACUCUGAAAAUUUAUUUCUGAAAAGGACUUUUGGUGCCGGAGAAAAAUGCCCCAGUCACCUGGAGGGAGUUAUCAAUAAGAUACUUUACAAGUGUGAUGGUUUGCCAUUGGCCAUUGUCACUUUAGCUAGCUUGUUAGCUGAUAAACCCAGAAGAGAGGAAGAGUGGGAGAGAGUCCUAAAUUACAUAGUUUCUAUGCCCAAAAAGGAUAAUGAGCUGGAGGUAAUGGACAAGAUUUUGUCUCUGAGUUACAACGAUCUACCUCACCAUAUGAAAAACUGUUUCCUGUACCUCGGUAGUUUUCCAGAGGAUCAUCAUAUUGGCAAAGACAUUUUGGUAUGGAAAUGGAUAGCUGAAGGGUUCAUCGUCGCGAAACACGGGUUUACUUUGGAAGAAGUCGCAGAAAGCUACUUUUAUGAGCUCAUAAACAGGAGUUUGGUCCAACCUGUAAACAUGGUACAUGGGGUAAGUGAGCAGGGAUGCCAAGUCCAUGACAUAGUACUGAAUUUCAUUCUCUCUCGGUCAGCUGAAGAGAACUUUUUGACGAUCCUGGACGGUCAUCAUGAACAACUCCCAUCUUCAAGGACAAAGAUUCGCCGUCUCUCUGUCUGGAACAAGCAAGAAUGUGCGACGUUAAUGUCACAAGGAAGCAAGAAGUUGCCCCAUGUCCGUGCAAUUAGUAUGUUCCAUGUUGAUGGAUGGACAGUGCCUCCUGUUUGGGACCUACCUGUUCUUCGAGUGCUGGAUCUUGAGGGCUGCCAUGCUCUCAGGAAUGAUCAUCUCAAUUGCAUUGUGAAUUUGUUUCAUCUCAGAUAUCUGAGGCUUUGCAAGACAAGCAUUGACAGUCUACCGGUCCAGAUUGGGAAGCUCGAGUAUUUGCAGACGCUUGAUGUAAGCUCCAGUCUGGUAAGACGUCUGCCAGAGAGCAUCAUCCAGAUAAAGAGAAUGACGCGUCUUGUUGGCGAUGAACUCGUGCUGUCAGAUGGGUUUGGCAACAUGGAAUCUCUUCAGGAGCUGGGGGUUCUUGAUGGCUGCAGCUGCUCACUGAAUUUCGGGAAAGAUCUUGAACUUCUGACAAAGCUGAGGGUGCUUCGAGUAAUGUUCAGGUGCGAAGAGACAGGUGAUCUAGAUACCAGAAAGAAACAUUUGAUGUCAUCCCUCUGCAAGCUUGGGGGUAACAGCCUAAGGUCUCUCUACAUUCAGAGCUCUGUCACCGGUGUCGACUGCUCAGCGGAUUCAUGGUGCCCUCCUCCGAUUCUGCUCCAAAAGUUCGAGUACAGAGGUGUCCGCUACUUCUCCAGCUUUCCCAGGUGGAUCAAGCCUUCGCUCGCUCAUCUUGCCUACAUGGAUUUCAGGAUUCAGCAAAUGGAGCAGGGAGAUCUACGUGUUCUUCAGAGCUUGCCCGCCCUUCGUGUCCUAUGCCUGAGUGUCAAACAAGUUCUGGGAGAUGGACUCAUCGUCAGUCAUGGUGCAUUCCACUCUCUGACACGGCUUGGGUUCUGUAAUAUCGAUGGACCUGCUCUGAUGUUUGGAGCAGAUGUGCCAAGGCUUGAGUGGCUUAAACUUGAAUUCAAUGCGAGUAGAGCUCAAUCAACAUAUGGCAGUUUAGUAGCUGGUGUCCAGCACUUGUCCUCUCUUAAAUGUAUUGAUCUCACUGUUGGGAUGAUCUCUGAGACUGAAGAUGAAAGUGAUCCUACGGGGGUCAAGUCUAUCAUCAGUCGCCAGGUCAAGAUGCUCCCCAAUAAUCCCAAGGUUAACAUCACAUUUCUGUAGGGCAUUUAGCUCAUGGACUGCUGCUAGGGUGACAUGCCAAGUUAUAGGAAGCUUUUAUAUGUGAGAUUUACUUGGUCCAAUAAAAAGUAUCUCGAGAUACCGGUACCUCGAGGUACCAAAUCGUUUCUCACCAUUCGAUCUAGCUGAGUGAGAUGUGCACUGUUAGAUUCAAUGAUCGGAAACCAGUACCUCGAUGUACUUUUUAUUAGACUGAAGUGAAUCUCUUUAUAUGUAUGCAGUGUGUUUCAUAUAACUGUAAUGUAUUUUACAAUUUAUUCCACCGAAAUUCGUAUCAAUGGAGUGAUGGUUGUUGGAUUGC
This is a messenger RNA of Oryza brachyantha (malo sina), 3127 nucleotides long. Its product is annotated as disease resistance protein RGA5-like. Bases 1 to 2808 code for a protein of 935 amino acids. Gene Ontology annotation, biological process: defense response to other organism. The transcript is spliced from 2 exons. Lineage: Eukaryota; Viridiplantae; Streptophyta; Magnoliopsida; Poales; Poaceae. The record is from RefSeq and is a predicted model, not a curated record. Gene Ontology annotation, molecular function: ADP binding.